Molecule: messenger RNA, 1933 nt
Organism: Suillus subalutaceus
Lineage: Eukaryota; Fungi; Basidiomycota; Agaricomycetes; Boletales; Suillaceae
Product: major facilitator superfamily domain-containing protein
Exons: 22
Coding region: 91-1527 (478 amino acids)
Biological process (GO): transmembrane transport
Molecular function (GO): transmembrane transporter activity
Source: RefSeq, a predicted model, not a curated record
GAUGAGGUGGACUUUGUUGCUUAUUAUGAGCAGGCUACUGGCCGUUUAGUAGUUGACCCCGAACAAGCGAAGAUCGAGUUUGGGGAGGUAAUGGCAUCUAGGCUCAAGCUCAGCCCUGAUGGGUUGAAGGUUCUCUGGCCUCAGCCCGCCAACGACCCGAACGACCCGCAAAACUGGACUGAUUUCCGCAAGAAUAUGCACUUGAUGAUCAUUACAAUGUCUGCAGUGAUACCUGACUUCGACUCUGGAAUUGGAAUCGCGUCAAUAUUUGGGCUCGCUCAAACUUAUGACACGACCUCGGGUGUCAUCAACGAUCUGACGUCAAACUGGAGCAUCUUCCUUCUGGGAUGGGGAGGCAUCUUCUGGGUCAUGCUCAUGAGACGCUAUGGUCGGCUGCCAGUGCUCUUCUGGAGUCAGCUUUUUGCGCUUGCAUUCUUGGUUGGCGCCACAUUGGCACCGAAUCUAGCCACCUUUGCAGGGAUGCGCUGUCUGACUGCAUUCUUUGGAACGUGUCCCCAGGUGACGGGUCUUUAUGUCGUGACGGAUAUCUUUCCCUUCCAUCUUCAAGCACGGAAGCUGAACAUCUGGACUUCGGGUUUUGUCAUAUCUCCUUUCCUAUCACCAUUUGUAUUUGGCUUUCUUGUGGCACGUGCGAGCUGGAGGUGGGCCUAUGCUAUAGGAUCUAUCUACAGCGCCAUCGUAUUAUGUCUCAUUGCGUUUUUCAUGGAAGAAACUAUGUAUGAUCGUCGCCUCGUAUUGAAGCCACCACGAACUUCCACGGGACUGCGAUAUCGAUUUGAAACUUUGAUAGGUGUCACUGGGUACAAGAUGGCGAAAUACAGACCACGAUGGCCGGAAGUUCUAUUCGCAUCUUUGGAUGUCGCUUGGCGUCCUCAGUUUUUCUUCGUAGUUCUCUUUGAGGCAUUGGUUUUCGGGUUCUCGAUCGGUGUGAAUACGACGAACGUUGUCUUCAUGGGAUCUUCUCCUCCCGUUGGAUUUGGCUUCAGUCAAUAUGCCGUUGCUGGAGCAUAUGCGACUCCAAUUGUUGCCGUCUUUUUUGGCGAGUUCAUUGGACGUCAUGUGAAUGACUUCAUCAUGAAUCUGAAUAUUCGCAAAAAUGGUGGUUUCUUCGAGGCCGAGAGCCGCUUGUGGACCUGUUACUUAGCCAUGCCCCUUUAUAUCUGUGGCUUUUUGACACUGGGUGCUGGGAUACAAAACCUCAACGCAGCCGCUCUCAUCAUGGGCUGGGGCAUUGCAUUUGUUGCAAUCACCCUCAACACUGUUGCGGUGUAUGCAUACUGCAGUGACUGCUUCCCUCGUAGGGCGGGCGAAGUCAGUGCUCUCUUAAACUUUGCAAGAUCAGUGGGCGGUUUUGCGGUGGCAUAUUUCCAAGUCCCAUGGGCUACAAAAUCUGGAGCAUUGACGGUGUUUGGUGCUGAAGCAGCACUUGUGAUCGCUUUAUUUUUAAUUGCCGUUCCUAUGACACAACUGAAAGGAAGCUACUUCCGAGCACGCUUUGCUUUAUAAUCAACUUCUCGCUGGCAAAAACCAGGGAGGGUUAUUAGAUUUAGACAUCCUUAUGUAACAAUCUUGGUUACUUGGUUGCGCAUCUAAGUAUCACCCGCUACCGCGUUAUGGUCGAUGUUUUUGUGUAUAUGUAAUGAAUUCCGCAUUGUGACUUAGCUAAGACCUUACCUAAUGAGGUCGGAGUAAGUCAGCUCGGUAGCUCGUUCAAUUUCAUAUUUUCUUCAGCUUUUCCUCCAUACUUCACUAUAAUGUUCUUGCCUACCCUCGCCUCUCUUUUUUUCUUAACUUCAGCAACAGUCCGAGCAUCUCCAUGCAUUUCUUUUGACGCCAACUGGAACCUCCUUGCUUUCGGCCUGAACGGCAAAGACUGGAACGCGGGCACCCAAGACACCUGGUCCAGCAGUCA